CGCGUCCUCGGUGUCGACGCCGAUCCAGCAGUCUUCCAUUCCCAUGUUGCUGCGCUUGAUCACACUGCUGGUGGCCACGGCCGCUGCGCUGCAUUCGCGCCACAGCAAGACGGCCGAUUACACGCUGCCACCAGUGUUCACGCCAGCCUACUUGAAGGACGUCAGUCGCAACGUCGCUUGCCACAAUGCCAGCGCGGGCUACGAGGCGACACUGCGUCCUGGCAACUACACCUCUAAUGGGUUCUUUGACUGCUUUCGAACACGUGGCCAGAUCGACGCCUUCUUGGCCACGCUCGUCGCGCAGAACCGUCGGCUACUGACGCCCAUGCCGCUGGCGACGUCCAUCCGCGGCGUGCCCAUCCUCGCCUACAAGCUGUCGAUCGCGCGCAACCACACGGCGCCAUCCAUCUAUGUGCAGAGCAUGAUGCACGCACGCGAGUGGGUCGCGGGCUCGUCCAACCUCUAUGCGCUUGCGUCGUUCCUCGACGACCUCACUGCCAAUCGCACACCGCCCGCGCUCGCCAAGUACGACAUGUACUUUGUACCGAUCGUCAAUGUCGAUGGCUAUGACAAGACAUGGUCUGGCGACGACGAUGGCGAGUCCCGCUACACGCGCAAGGACGCACACGAGGUCGACUUGAACCGCAACUUUCCCACGCUCGCCUUCAACCACGACCACGACAACAUCGACUCGGAGGCCUACCCGGGCACGUCGCCGCUGAGCGAGCCCGAGUCCAAGGGCAUCGCCGACUUUAUCAGUGCGAUCCCAAUGGACGGCUUCUUUGACAUCCACACGUACUCGGCGCUCGUGCUCUAUCCGUUUGGUGACACGCUGGCGCCGCCGCGUGGCAACCGCUACAAGGUGCUCUCACAGCAAGUGGCCGACGCACUCAACAACGCGACAGGGAUCACGUCGUACGAAGGCGUUCCUGCCUACGAGCUCUACCCGUGCUACGGCACGUUCAUCGACUAUGCCUACCGCAAGUACGAGAAGGCCGCGCUCACAGUUGAGAUUGCCGGCAGCGACUUUGUUGAAAAGGUGGACCGUAUUCGCCUGCACGGUGCUGCGAUCUACGACGCCCAAAACGUGUUUGCGAGCGGUCUCGAGGCGUUUAACGCAAAUCGAUAAGAUUAUACCCA
This is a messenger RNA of Saprolegnia parasitica CBS 223.65, 1140 nucleotides long. RefSeq lists its product as hypothetical. Bases 44 to 1129 code for a protein of 361 amino acids. NCBI's taxonomy places the organism in Eukaryota, Oomycota, Saprolegniomycetes, Saprolegniales, Saprolegniaceae. Gene Ontology annotation, molecular function: zinc ion binding; metallocarboxypeptidase activity. The transcript has a single exon. The record is from RefSeq and is a predicted model, not a curated record. Gene Ontology annotation, biological process: proteolysis.